Messenger RNA from Nymphaea colorata (pocket water lily), 810 nucleotides. Its product is annotated as pectinesterase inhibitor 10-like. Bases 45 to 626 code for a protein of 193 amino acids. The record is from RefSeq and is a predicted model, not a curated record. The transcript has a single exon. NCBI's taxonomy places the organism in Eukaryota, Viridiplantae, Streptophyta, Magnoliopsida, Nymphaeales, Nymphaeaceae. Gene Ontology annotation, biological process: negative regulation of catalytic activity. Gene Ontology annotation, molecular function: enzyme inhibitor activity.
UUCGAGUCGGACGUGAGGAAACAGUCAGCCAGAGCCAGCCAAGCAUGGCCAAUUCCUGGUGGAUCAUCGCCCUUUUCAUCUCAGCCACCACCUCGGCCGCUGCCGCCUCCUACGCGGCCACCGCCGAGGAUUACUUGUACGUCAACAACGCCUGCGCUUCCACCUUGUACCCCUCCCUCUGCUUUUCCUCGCUUUCCUCUCACGCCGACCGGAUCAGGAGGAACCCCAGGAACCUCGUCGGCGUCGCCAUAUCAGUCACCCUCUCCUCCGUGACAGAUGCGGCUAUCUACAUGUUGAGCAUGAGGCAUACGAGCGGCGGGAACGCGGAGAAGCUCGCACUUUCCGACUGCACCAAGAUGCUGGCCGACGCGGCCAGCCAGAUGCGGGCGUCCAUGAAGGAGCUCAAGGCACUGAAGAGGGAGACGCUCCGGUGGCAGCUCAGCAACGUGCAGACGUGGAUGAGCGCCGCGCUCACCAACGAGGGUACGUGCACGGACGGUUUCGACGGGCUGGACGAGGCUGUUGGCGGGGCGGUUUCCGGCAAGAUCGGAUGCGUCACUGAGAUGACGAGCAACGCUCUGGCACUGGCUAACUACUUUGCAUCUCAGGCAAAGACGCAGCUUUGAGCCUUCUUUUUCUCUCUGCCCACCUCAUACGUGCACUGGCCUACUCGACUACAGAGAGUUCUUCUUCCCCGUCCUUUUUUUUUUUUUCUUUUUCGCUCUUUCUGGUUUCGUCCACGGAAGUUUUACUAAAGAAAUUAAAGACCAGUGAAAUGCUUGUCCCAGGGGUUAGUUAACUGGGACGCUA